AUGCAAGUUGUGGUUUAUUAUAUUCAAGCUCUGGAUAGAUCAGAGGCCAGGCGAGAUGGAGGGUACAAGCAGAACUGGAGCUUUUCUCUUUCUGAUGGCAGUGAAGAGGAGAGGAGACAUGAGUAAGCACUUCUCCUCUGGACCUCAUUUCUGCACUCAGCAUCUUUGCACUGCAUCAAUAUAUCACCCUGCCACCAUCCGUAUCCACCAGACAGACAGACCCCAUGAUUCUGUCUGUUCUGUUUAUUAGUAUUCCCACCUGAGAGCCUGCCUGCCACCAGCUUAAUAUACAGACACACGGGCACACGCACUGUCCGCAUGCAGAGUCUUUGUGUUGUAAUAGAAGUGUGUAGACUGUAGAAGUGUUAUACACUAGGGAUACAAACUGACAGUGAUGUUACUGUAAAACUACAUGUAUCACAGAAUCAUGCUGUUACAUAUUACAUUAUUUUUGUAAUUCAAUCAUAUAUGUAAUCCAAUAACUGAAGGAAGUACCCAAUAUGUUUAUCCAAUAGUUUGGUCUAUGUGGGCAUUAUCUAACCACCCCUUUCUCUUCUUUUUUCCUAAGCUGCACAUCGGUGGUGACCACGAAGGAGAUGGAUGGACAGCAGCACUCCUCCCCAGAAGGGCAGAAGGUACUGUAGGCUACCUCCCUCACUAAGCAAAGCCCUAUCUUGUCCCCCCUCCACAAUACUCACAUUUAUGGCAUUGUUGCUCGCAGCAGGCAACAGGCUUUCUGCUCUGUCCUGUUGGUACUCUCUGCCUUUGUCUCAUCUCUCUCCCUUUAUAUAUGUCCUUAACCUUUUCUGCCAAUUUCCUUUCUUUCUUUGUCCAUCACUUUCUGGCUCUCUUUCUCUCUCACUUUCUGCCAAAUCUUGUAUGGCAAAGCUAUCCAGAGGUCUCCAGCUUUUUACCAACAAAAUGUUUUGUGCUGCUGCUGGUGAAAAGUUAAUGUUGUGACAUUUGAUGCUUACUGCACUGAGUUAUUAUACACAACAUUUAAUCUGAUUAACUUCAUUGUGAAUGUGAUACUAUUUUAGGGUAUUAUUACUAAAUCUUCAAACAUGUUUCUCUUGUCUCAACUGAACAAUGAACAAGAACAUCAGCUCAGUGCUGUUUUUGCCAUAAAUCUGUUUUUUAUGCAGCAUCACUCAGACAUAAUAUUGUAUGCUCUCAGCAGAAAUGCCCUGCAUCAUAUGUCAUCAGAUCCUCUUUGUUAAUUCUCUUCUUUGUUGUCUCUCUCCACCAGUCCCCCGCUCUUAGGCACUUCUCUUCUGCGGAUCCCCUGAAAACAUACGAAAACAGGCCAAAUACAAAUAAUCACAUAAGGGCUCUAAACAAACCAGGAACUGGCAAGAGGCUAAGGUAUGGCACAACAUUUUUGCAAGUAUCUCUCCUGCCCAAGUUGAAACGUUUUGAUGACAAUGGCAAAUAUUAUAAUGAACCAAUGUUCAACUUGUGUUCAGUGAAACCCGGCUGAUGUUGUUUCUCUGCUUCCCUCUCUAGUGAAAUCCCAUACGCGGAAGCAACGACGUCACCAAUGCCGAACAGAACAGACUAUUUAAUCGUCAGCCCAACACCACCUCAAGGGGUCGUUCUACAGGGGAGACACUUUCAGCACACCCACCAUGUUCCUGCUGCAAUGAGGAAACCUGUCCAAAGGUAUGAGCCCUCACUGAAGACACACUGUAGUCAUACUGCAUAACAUAGCAUUGAAAGUGACUAUGGUUUUGUAUGUCAGAAUGCUUGAUUUCUCCAAGUUGCCAGGUAGGGCUGGAUCUCUAGUCGAUCGAAGAGAGAACAUGUUACUCUCCCUUUAUGUAGGGGUCUGAUAAAUUCAGUUUGGCUAAUUGCCAUCAAGUCAGAAGUGCAACCCAUUUAAUCAUGGAUCAUCACAAUUAUUGUGUUAGACUUGAUUGUAUUGGUAGACAAUACUUACUCUCUCCAUUUCCCUUUCUUAAGCAACCUUGACUUAAAGGAAAGGUAA
Molecule: messenger RNA, 1987 nt
Organism: Coregonus sp. 'balchen'
Lineage: Eukaryota; Metazoa; Chordata; Actinopteri; Salmoniformes; Salmonidae
Source: the annotation of a GenBank genome assembly